Porites lobata is the source of this 4921-nucleotide messenger RNA. The record is from the annotation of a GenBank genome assembly. NCBI's taxonomy places the organism in Eukaryota, Metazoa, Cnidaria, Anthozoa, Scleractinia, Poritidae.
GUAGUAGCUGUAGUAGCUGUAGUAGGUGUAGUAGCUGUAGUAGUUGUAGUAAGCGUAGUGUCUGUAGUAGCUGUAGUUGGUGUAGUAGCUGUAGUAGGUGUAGUAGGUGUAGUAUCUGUAGUAGGUGUAGUAGGUGUAGUAGGUGUAGUAGCUGUAGUAGGUGUAGUAGGUGUAGUAGGUGUAGUAGCUGUAGAAGCUGUAGUAGGUGUAGUAGGUGUAGUAGCUGUAGUAGGUGUAGUAGGUGUAGUAUCUGUAGUAGCUGUAGUCGCUGUAGUUGGUGUAGUAGCUGUAGUAGGUGUAGUAGGUGUAGUAUCUGUAGUAGCUGUAGUCGCUGUAGUUGGUGUAGUAGCUGUAGUAGGUGUAGUAGGUGUAGUAUCUGUAGUAGGUGUAGUAGGUGUAGUAGCUGUAGUAGGUGUAGUAGCUGUAGCUGUAGUAGGUGUAGUAGGUGUAGUAGCUGUAGUAGGUGUAGUAGGUGUAGUAUCUGUAGUAGCUGUAGUCGCUGUAGUUGGUGUAGUAGCUGUAGUAGUUGUAGUAAGCGUAGUGUCUGUAGUAGCUGUAGUUGGUGUAGUAGCUGUAGUAGGUGUAGUAGGUGUAGUAUCUGUAGUAGGUGUAGUAGGUGUAGUAGGUGUAGUAGCUGUAGUAGGUGUAGUAGGUGUAGUAGCUGUAGAAGCUGUAGUAGGUGUAGUAGGUGUAGUAGCUGUAGUAGGUGUAGUAGGUGUAGUAUCUGUAGUAGCUGUAGUCGCUGUAGUUGGUGUAGUAGCUGUAGUAGGUGUAGUAGGUGUAGUAGGUGUAGUAGGUGUAGAAGCUGUAGUAGGUGUAGUAGGUGUAGUAUCUGUAGUAGCUGUAGUCGCUGUAGUUGGUGUAGUAGCUGUAGUAGGUGUAGUAGGUGUAGUAGCUGUAGUAGCUGUAGUAGGUGUAGUAGCUGUAGUAGGUGUAGUAGGUAGUAGGUAGUAGCUGUAGUAGCUGUAGGUGUAGUAGGUGUAGUAGCUGUAGUAGCUGUAGUAGGUGUAGUAGCUGUAGUAGCUGUAGUAGGUGUAGUAGGUGUAGUAGGUGUAGUAGCUGUAGUUGGUGUGGUAGGUGUGGUAGGUGUAGUAGCUGUAGUAGCUGUAGUAGGUGUAGUAGGUGUAGUAUCUGUAGUAGCUGUAGUCGCUGUAGUUGGUGUAGUAGCUGUAGUAGGUGUAGUAGGUGUAGUAUCUGUAGUAGCUGUAGUCGCUGUAGUUGGUGUAGUAGCUGUAGUAGGUGUAGUAGGUGUAGUAUCUGUAGUAGGUGUAGUAGCUGUAGUAGGUGUAGUAGCUGUAGCUGUAGUAGGUGUAGUAGGUGUAGUAGCUGUAGUAGGUGUAGUAGGUGUAGUAUCUGUAGUAGCUGUAGUCGCUGUAGUUGGUGUAGUAGCUGUAGUAGUAAUAGUAGUAAUAAAUUGCUUUAUUUGCAUGACCGCAUCACUUUACAGUAUUGCAAAAGCAUGUAUAUGACAAUCAAAAUAAAAACAAAACAGCACUAAUAACAAUCUAGAAAAAUUCGGUUACAUUACUAACAAUGAAUCACGUAUUUUCAUGCAGGAGGAGACAAACUUCAUAACUAACUUAUUUACAUGAUGUUCCUUCGAAUUCAUUAUCAGUUUUAUGCUUUCCGGAGAUGAUUUCUUGUCAAAGUCAGGUAUUAUUCGAUUGAUUUGAUUAAUAAAUGCCUGUCUCUGUACUGAGUAUUUGUUACAUUGAAAGAGGAAAUGAAUCUCAUCUUCUACCUGAUUUGAGUUACAUAAAGGACAUAAUCUAUUUUCUCUUGGCAAAUGAUCGAUUUGGUAUCGACCAUGUUCAAUCAUAAGUUUGUGAUUAAUUAUUUUAAAUUUAACAAAAUUCUGUCGUUCGUCAUAAUGUCUUAGCUGGUAGAGAUAAUCAGAUGUAGAAUAUUCAUCUUUAAAAGUUUUAUAAAAUUCUAGUUUUUUUGAAUUUUCGAGGCUGUGCCGCCAAAAAGAUAGAUAUUUCUCUCUCAUUUCUGUGGUAUAUCGUCUAAUUUUAUUAUUAUCUAGAGAUUCAGCAUCUAAACUGGUUAGAUUGUAUUGUUCAAGCAUGUUUAUGAAAUUGGAAAAAUAUCCGGAAUUAUUCAUAGAAUGUAGAUUCUUUGACAUAAGGAAAGACUGUUUGACUAUAGAGUCAUUAUCUUUGUUGUUGAGGUAAACAAAAUAUUUCAUAAUUUUCUGAUUUAUCGGGAUAAGCAGCGGCAGUCUAUCAAGUUCAGCUCUGCAGGCUAUGUUAGAGGCCUUAUUGUUAACCUCUAAGUAACGUUUACAGAAUUUGAGGUGGAUUUUUUCUAUUGGGGAGCUAUCCCAUUUUUUAAAAUCUUGCUUGGUGUACAUUCCCCAUACCUCGCUGUUGUAACUCAAGAUUGGGAAUACCAUGGUGUCAAAAAUUUGGGAUGCAGUAUUAGGAUUAAGUUUGUUAAGAAUUGUCCGCUUCCGAAUACUAGAAAACGCGUGAAGGGCCUUUUCUUUUAAGUGUUCGAGUGCAAGUGUAAAGUUUCCCGUUGGAGUUAAACGUGUACCUAAAUAAGUGUAUUCUUGGACAAUUUCAAUUGACUCACUGCCUAUGUUGAAUUUGAUGUCAAUAGAUUUUUUUUGGGCGUUUCUGGAAUAUCAUAAUUUUUGUUUUCUUGGGAUUAAUUUUUAGCUUCCAUUUGUCACAAUACAAAGCGCAUUUAAACAGUUCUGUAAUCCAGUUUUCGAUCUUGAUAGAAUAACUAAAUCAUCUGCGUACAAAAGUGAAUUUAUUUUUUUCCCAUUUGGGAGAACAAAUGGGUCAGAUAAGGUGUUUUCGAAUAAAAGUGGUAGAUUGUUUAAGUAGAGGUUAAAUAAAAGAGGACUUAAAAUACAGCCUUGACGUACACCUCUGGAAUAUGAAAAAGGUUGUGUUUUGUUUUCACCGAUUUUGAUGGAACAUGUCGAGUUGCAAUAAAGACUUUUCAUGAGGUUGUACAAGUUUCCUCCUAUAUUCGUUUUUAGCAGCUUAUAAAACAAUCCUUCGUGCCAAACAGAGUCAAACGCUUUGCGGAAAUCUACGAAACAAGCGUAGACUUUUUUCCUUGUGAUAAUGCACAUAUUUAUCUAUUAGGGUCCUUAGAGUGAAAACAUGGUCUGCAGUGCGGUUUUCAGGCAAAAAGCCAAUUUGGGAAUUAUGUAAUAUCUUAUUUUCCUCAAAAUACAAGUGAAGUCUUCGAUUUAAAAUAGAACAGAACAGUUUUCCAAGGCAACUAGAAACACAUAUGCCUCUGUAAUUUGUUGGAUCACUCUUGUCACCAGAUUUGUAAAUUGGGGUUAUGAGGCCUUGACACCAAACAUCUGGCAUUUUUCGGAUUGUAAAAUGAGGUUAAAAAGUUUGACAUAGACAGGCAUUAGUGGUUCGAGGCUUGCUUUGAUCAUUUCAUUUCGUAUUUUGUCAACAAAUGGUGAUUUCUUAUUUUUCAAUUUCUUCGCCGCUUGACGUAUUUCCCUCUCAGUUAUCUCAUAAUCGAGAUGGUUAAACCGUUCCUUUUCGUGUUCUAAAGAAUUUAGUUCCCUAUGGAUUUUCAUGUUCAUGCGUGGAAUUCGUCGGGUCAAUAGAAUGCAGAGAUUUGAAAUGGUGAAGCCAUGAUUCUUCCGAGAUUGGGGCAGGAACAUUUUCGUUGAAAGUGUCGCUCAUCGAAUUUAAACAAUUCCAAAAUGACGCCUUGUCAGGAUUUAAAGCUAGUUCGUCGAGUUGUAAUGUUUUUUCUUUGUGGAAUCCUCUCUUCUUUGUGCCUAGGAGCUUUUUGUAAUCAUUCAAGGUUUUGUGAUAUCUUUCCCGCACUUCGGAGUUGAGGGGGUCACGGUGCUUUUCAUUUGAGACUUUUCGUAAUUCAUGCCUUUUUAAGCGACAUUCACAGUCGAACCAUUUCUUGUUGGAUGAUUUCUUAAUACGCUUAUAAGUUUUCUUAGCUUUAAUUUUUAGGCAUAGCUUGGAGCUCUCAGUUAGAAUUUUCAUAGCGUUUUCUAAGGAGAUAUUCACAUCUUCGGUGUUUCUCUCCAUAUAUUGUCUAAUUAGAAUUUGGAUUGGUUCCGUGCGCAGUGCGUUUUUGAAUUUUAAAUGUGAGUCAACUUCCCAGCAAAAUUGCCAUGGUAGUAGUUGUAGUAAGCGUAGUGUCUGUAGUAGCUGUAGUUGGUGUAGUAGCUGUAGUAGGUGUAGUAGGUGUAGUAUCUGUAGUAGGUGUAGUAGGUGUAGUAGGUGUAAUAGCUGUAGUAGGUGUAGUAGGUGUAGUAGCUGUAGAAGCUGUAGUAGGUGUAGUAGGUGUAGUAGCUGUAGUAGGUGUAGUAGGUGUAGUAUCUGUAGUAGCUGUAGUCGCUGUAGUUGGUGUAGUAGCUGUAGUAGGUGUAGUAGGUGUAGUAGCUGUAGUAGGUGUAGUAGGUGUAGUAGGUGUAGUAGCUGUAGUAGGUGUAGUAGCUGUAGCUGUAGUAGGUGUAGUAGGUGUAGAAGCUGUAGUAGGUGUAGUAGGUGUAGUAGCUGUAGUAGCUGUAGUCGCUGUAGUUGGUGUAGUAGCUGUAGUAGGUGUAGUAGGUGUAGUAGCUGUAGUAGCUGUAGUUGGUGUAGUAGCUGUAGUAGGUGUAGUAGGUGUAGUAGGUGUAGUAGCUGUAGUAGGUGUAGUAGGUGUAGUAGCUGUAGUAGCUGUAGUAGGUGUAGUAGCUAUAGUAGCUGUAGUAGGUGUAGUAGGUGUAGUAGGUGUAGUAGCUGUAGUUGGUGUGGUAGGUGUGGUAGGUGUAGUAGCUGUAGUAGCUGUAGUAGGUGUAUUAGGUGUAGUAGCUGUAGUCGGUGUAGUAGCUGUAGUAGCUGUAGUAGGUGUAGUAGGUGUAGUAGGUGUAGUAGGUGUAGUAGCUGUAGUUGGUGUAGUAGCUGUAGUAGGUGUAGUAGGUGUAGUA